GAAGCACCAAGCCAACCAGGACAUGCCAGGGACACCUGGAACAACAGGCACUGGUCACCAGAGGUCCAGCAUGAACAAAGAAACCACCCUGCAGAACCCGUAAUAGAUGAUUAUAAGAAGAUGGGGACUCUCUUUGGCGAAUUAAACAAAAGCCUCAUCAGAAUCGGCUUCACGAGGAUGUAUUUUGGAGAACGGAUAGUAGAACCUGUAAUAAUCAUGUUCUUCUGGAUUAUGCUGUGGUUUCUGGGCUUGCAAGCUCUUGGACUAGUCGCAGUUCUGUGCCUUGUCAUUAUUUAUGUGCAGCAGCAGUAACAUUUUAUAGAUGAUGCCUGUUGGAGCAGAUAUUACAAUGCAGUCACUGUUUCAGUAGAUUUAUGUUUUACUUACAUGGGUGCUUUGAAUGCUUCACACUGUAGCUUGCUGAACUGUCAAGAUUUGGGGCGAGGGGGCCAAAAUUAUGCAUUUUAUGCAAGGACCUGCUACAUCUUGCAAGGGAAAAAAACUGUUUGCAAUAUAAUGUUAUCCACAGUAAUGUGCCGUUUCCUGCACCUUUGGGGGCUUAGUGCAAGGAUUGUCUUUUUAUUUUUUUCCCCUCUCUGAAUAUUCUUGUUUUGUACAGUGAAAACACCCUGUCUGAUCGGAAGCGGACACUCGGUGGUAUAAUCCUUGCUUGUUGCUGGGGCUUUUUGUGAGCUGUUUGUUAUCUGAAUCUGCCGAAAUUGCUAGCACAUUGCUGAAAAGCUACAUCUGCACUUGGAGGUUUGCUAACCUGGACACAGCAGCAAACACUUGGUAAGGGGGUUGCAGCUUCACCGUUUGGAAGCAUCUUUGGUGAAUGUAGUUUAUAGCAAGCCUGUUCCCCUGGGGAACGGGCUAUGCCAGAAAACUGCUUUUAUCUUGGUAUUAAUGACUUCACCCAGGGUUUCUGUUGUUGCUUAGGGUCAGGGAGGAAUUGCAGCCCCAGCCUGGGCUAGCCAAACGGUCAAGCGUAGGUCUGUCUGGUUUGUGAAUGUGUACUUGACUCCUGCUGCUGCUAUUUAUUUUUUCUUGCUGUUCCUUCCCCCUCCUUCUGAAGAUAAAUAUUUGGAUAAUCCGGGGAGUUUGUAGACGAAUACAGCUGCAGAUGA
Messenger RNA from Nothoprocta perdicaria, 1127 nucleotides. RefSeq names its product family with sequence similarity 241 member A (gene FAM241A). The transcript has 2 exons. The annotation marks the transcript as partial. The record is from RefSeq and is a predicted model, not a curated record. Lineage: Eukaryota; Metazoa; Chordata; Aves; Tinamiformes; Tinamidae. Gene Ontology annotation, cellular component: intracellular membrane-bounded organelle.